AUGGAGUCUACCUAUCCUUUGCUAGCAGCAGAAACCCCUUUGUCUGUGGGGCUUUCUAGCAGCAGCAGCUGCUGCAGCAGCAGCACGCAGGGGUGCAGCAGCAGCAGCAGCAGCAGCAGCUGCAGCUGCUGCUGCUACUGCUACUGCUGUGGUUGGGGGGAUGAUAAUAAGCUGCAGCAACGACGCAGAUAUAUUGGCCUCGAUCUGCUGCCGUCGCAUCACGUCUCACUCGAAGUGAGGCCCAGAGAGUUGCUGAUCUGGUGUACGUCUCCUCCGGAGGCAGUCUCCUUGCACAAACAGAAUGCAGCUGCAGCAGCAGGAGCAGCAGCAGAAGCAGCAACUGCAGCAGCAGCAGCAACAGCUCCGGGGCAUCUGCUGGGAAGGGUGCAGCUGCCUGUACAGCUGGAUGUGGGGAGUGCUGCUGCUUGCGUCGUUGCACCUGAUAGCAGCAGCAGCAGCAGCAGGGAGAACGGAGUAGCAGCAGCAGCAGCAAGGGACAGCUGCUGCAGCGAUGCUGCUGUCGUAUUUGCUGCCUUCGUUGCAGGAAGGCAGCAGCUCCUGCGGCUGCUGUUGACGCUACGUGGUUGCUGCUGGAGCGCUGCUGCUUCUGCUGCUGCUGCUGUUGCUCAGCAGCAGCGCGAGAGUCUGCUGCCGCCAGCAGCAGUCUCCGUUUCUGGUGUAUAUACAGCUUGUCUUUGUUGGUGCUUCUCAUCCGGAGCAGCAGCAGCAGCAGCAGCAGAGGCAACGCAAAACUGCAGCAAGCCUCCCCCUUUGAAGAAGAGGCGAACAACAGCAGCAGCAGCAGCACCUGCUGCUGCUGCUGUUGCCACAGAAGAGGAGCAGCAGAUUGUACUGCUUGAUGCAGAGCGGUUGCUGCUGCACCGUCCAGCUGCAGCAGCACCUUUGCUGCUGACGCUGCCGCCGCUACCUUGUGGAGAUGCUGCUGUGUUUGCUGCUUGCUGCUGCAGCAGCAGCACAGAGAGCUGCUGCCCUCUUCAUUGCUGCUGGAAGGAGAAACACGAAGAGACAGCAGUAGAGGAGAUAGAUGACUGUUUAGAGACCAGCAGCAGGUGCAGCAGCAGCACUAGCAGCAGCAGCAGCAGCAGCAGCAGCACCAGCAGCAGCAGCAGCACGCGCUGCUCUUGCUGCAGUAGCACCUGCAGCAAUCCGAAUGCAGCAGAGCUGCUGCUGCUGCGGGUCGAUGAUGGGCCUCCCAGAGCUGCAGGGUCUCCAAGGGUGCAGCAGCUGCUGCUGGCGCUGCAGCAGCAGCAGCAGCAGCAGGGGGGUAUUCAGCUUUCUUGUGAGCUGCGGUGUAUGUACAGCAACAGAGGCUCUUGCUUCUCUGUAGGGAGGCUUAGGGCUGCAGCAGCGCUGCUGCCGCAUGCAGUUAGUGCUGCUGCUGCUCGUCUCUCCUGUUUGCUCUCAUGGCAGCAACAGCAGCAGCAGCAGCAGCAGCAGCUUGCGGCUGUAUGCAUCGCAGCAAUACCACCAGCAGCAACAGCAGCAGCAUCAACAGCAACAGCAGAUCGAUACUUAUGCGUCUUUUGUAUUAGCCCAGACAUAUCUGCGGGCCCUGCUGCGGAUGAGCCAGCAGCAGCAGCAGCAGCAGCAGCAGCAGCAGGAGCGUGGCUGGUGCUGCUGCGGAUAUCGCAGCAUGCAGCAGUAGUUGCUGACGCUGUACCUGUACAGCUACUGCAGCAGCAGCAAUCGCUGCUGCCUGCUGCUGCUUUGCUGGUGAGCCCCAGCGGCAGCAGCGGCUGUUUGCUGCUGCAGUCCAACUGUUUGCUGCGGCUGUCUUUUUGCUUCACUCCGAGGGCAACUGUCUCCGUCUGGCGGCGCUGCAUGCUUCCCGCUGCUGCUGCUGCUGCUGCUGCAUGCGGCAGCAGCAGCAGCAGUGCGCUGCUAAUCGGAGACACUUUGUGGCUCUCUCGGCAGGUGCAGCAAGGGUUCGAACUGCAGCAGCAGCAGCAGCAGCAGUUGCUGGCUGUAGACCUUGCAGCAGAGCCGCCCCUGCUGCUGCCCCUUCUAAGCAUGCCGCAGCAGCAGCAGCAGCAGCUGCGGUGGGCGCUGCUGCGCACCUUACUGUGGAGGCCGCCGCCGCAGCAGCAGCAGCAACCUCCUGACAGCAGCGGAAGCAGCAGCAGCAGCAGCAUCAUCAUCUCGCAGCAGAGAGCAGAAGAAGAAGCUUUAGAUCUGCUGCUGCUGCAGGUAUCUGCACACUGCGUACGCGUUUUAGGUAGGGGGCGGCUUUGCUGCUGCUUGAUGCUGGCGCUGCAGCCCUGCAGCAGCUGCCACGAGACUUCAGAUACAGAAAGCAUCGCCUCCAGCAGCAGCAGCAGCAGCAGCAGCAACACGAGCCGCAGCAGCAGCAGCUACUACACAGUCAACAGCUCUGCUGCUGAUGAACUCUCACUCUGCAACGCAAGCAGCAGCAGCAGCAGCAGCAGCAGCAGCAGCAGGGAGUUCGACGGCUGCUGCUGCUCAGGGGCACCCCUUGUAACUGGAGAUGCCUUGCGUGCGCUGCGCAGCAGCAGCAGCAAUUGGUGCUGCUGCAGAGACAGCGUCCUGCUGCAGCAAGCAGCCGCAGCAGCGCGUCGAAUGGCAGCAGCAGCAGCAGCAGAAGCAGCAGCAGAAGCAGCAGCAACAGCUGAAGCUGCAGAGGACUGGGAAGUUUUGUUGCUGCAGCGGAUCUUGUGGGGUCUCACAAAGCAGGCAGCAGCAGCAGCAGCAGCAGACGGAGCAGCAGCAGCAGCAGCAACCAGGGAUGUGGCAGUGAGAGGUGAUGCUGCAGCAGGUCCUUUGCUGCAGCGUGCUGCAGUCAGUGCCUGUGUCUCUAUGCUGCUGUGGCUGUCUCACGUGCAGCAAGAGCAGCAGCAACAGCAGCAGCAGCUGCUGCUGCAACUGGGAGCAUCGGAGGUCUGGGGGCGGUUCUUGCUGCAGCAGCAGCAAGCGCUGAUGCGCUGCAAGCAGCAUCCAGCAGCAGCAGCAGCUGCUGCUCCUGCUGCUGCAUUUCGUUAUGCUGCAGAGACGUGGCCUCUCUCAGCUGUCUUCUCCCCCAGGAUUCCGCAGCAGCAGCAGCAGCAACAACAGCAGCAGCAACAGCAGCAACAGCAACAGCAGCAGUUCAAGGAGUUGAGUUUCGCCGUGCCGCUGCUGUUGCGCCCUUCGGGUGUAUGUACAGUGCACACUCAGCUGCAGCACGGGGAGCUGCUGCUGCUGCAGCAGCAGCCGCUUGUUGCUGCUACACAGGAGUACGUGCUGCAGCGUCUCCUACCGCUGCAGCAGCAGUCUUUAGAUAUGAUGUUUUCAGCAGGGGAGGAGAAGAGGCAGCAAAGGUCGCAGCGGCUGCUGCUGCUGGACCAGCUGCUGCAGCAGCAGCGGCAGCAGCAGCAACAGCAGCAGCAGGCAGAGUCUCUUACUGGGGACCCCAUUGACAAGUUUGCUGCUGCGUUGCUGCAGCGAGGCAGCUCUCUCUGUCUCUUCCUCAGCAGCUGCAGCAGCAACCUGCAGCUGGCGAAGGCGCGGCCGCAAGUGCAGCUGCAGCAGCAGCAGCAGCAGCACGAGCAGCAACUGUCUUCCCUGCUGCAGCAGCGCUUGCUGCUCUCCCCCUCAGACAAGUGGCGCCUGCUGCUGCUGGGUGCAGUGCAGCAGCAGCUCCAUGUGUGCAGCGGCAGCGCACCUGCGACUGCAGCAGCAGCCGCAGCAGCAGGUGCAGCAGCAGCAGGAGGUGCAUCAGCAGCAGGAGCAGCAACAGAGCUCCCUAUUCUCACCGCAUUAACGGCUACAUGCACGGGCUUCGCGAACAGAUUGUGCAAGCAGGUCCUGAGCUGCAGCAGCAGCAGCAGCAGCAGCAGCAGUUGUGAGGACGCAGAACCUUCACGGCAGCAGCAACCAGUGGACGCUGCAGCAGCAACAGCAGCAGCAGCAGAUGCUGCUGCUGCAGUGCGACGCUGCUUUGUGCCCUUUUUGCUGCCAGAGGGAAGCCGCUGCUGGGAGGAUUUAUGUGCUAUAGACCCGCAGCAGCAGCAGCAGCAGCAGCAGCAAGCGAAGCAGCAGCAGCGAAAGCAGCAGAAGCAACAGCAGUUGGGAUGCCUCGUCCGCUAUGCUGCAGCAGCAGCCACUGCCACCUACGCCGACUCUGUUGUGGCGCAGCAGCUACUGCUUGCGCUAUCUUGGCAGCAGCAGCAAGAGCAGCAGCAGCAGCAACAGCAGCAGCAGCAGCAGCAACAGCAGCGGGUGUGGGAAGGCUCAGAGGGCCAGGUGAAGCGCGCGCAGGAGACAGCGGAGUGGUUUAAGGGCCUCGUGGCGUCCCUCAAUGGAAGCAGUGCUGCUGCUGCUGCUGCUGCUGCUGCUGCUGCUGCAUUCCCCUUCUACAGCACAGCAGCAGCAGGCCUAACGCACGGCGACAAGCCACCGAGGGUGGCGGUGCUGCUGUUGCUGCUGCAGCAGCAACAGCUGCAGCAGCAACAGAACGGCGCAUGCAGCGCAGCACGGCCUCUACUUGACGCCCUCACAAUAUCGCCUGCUGCUGCAGAUUGCAUAGAGGCGGGGGAGACGCUGCUGCAGCUACAGCAGCAGCCGGUUUCUAUGGAGCUGCAGAUGAUGCGCCUGUCGCUGCAGCUGUGGUUGCUGCUGCAGGGGGGCUGCAGCAGCAGCAACAACAGUAGCAGCAGCAGGUGCUGCAGGGGCAUCAGCAGCACUAAUGCUUGUAUUAACCUGCCAGCAGCAGCAGCAGCAACAGCAGCAAGAGCUGCAGCAGCCAUGGGCGUGCUGCGCCAGGCCUUGGAGAUGUUUCUGCAGCACGGGGCCCCAGCGGCAGCAGCAGCAGCAACAACAGCAACAGCAACAGCAGCAGCAGCUGAACACUCUUUCCGCACGCAACUGCUGCUGCUGCUAGCGCAGCAAGCAGCAGCAAUUGCUCCUGCCAUUACGCUGCUGCCGCAGCAUAGAUAUCCGCAUCUGGCUGCAGACGCACAAGCAGCAGCAGCAGCAGCUGCUGCUGCUGAGAAGGAUGUCGUAGCUCCUUCUAUACGCACGCAGCUGUUGCUGAUGGCAGCAGAAGCAGCAGCAAGAGCUGCUGCUGCAGCUCCCAACUCCGCAGCAGCGCGCGAAGUUCUGCAGCAAACCCGGCGCCGAGCAGCAGCAGCACUUGUUGAAGAUGGCUGCGUCUUGCAGGCGCUGCAGCAGCUGCAGCUGCUGCAGCAAGAGUGGGGAGACAAGGAAGGGGCCUUCUUGCUGCUGCUGCUGCUGCUGCGCUUCAUGCUGAGGUCACGCGUGCUGCUGCAAAAGGACGCUGCGGCAGGAGCAGCAGCAGCAGCAGGAGCAGCUGCUGCUGCUGCUGCUGAAGACAGCGCAGGCGCCGCAUCAGAGGAAGGACAACCUGCUGCGGUGGGAACGCUGCAAGCAGAGGCAGCAGCAGCAGAAGCAGCAGCAGUAGCAGAAGCAGCAGCAGCAGCGGAAGCAGCAGCUCUAUUUGGAGCUAGCGACCCUCUUGCCGUUUGCAGCGAAGGUGCAGCAACUGCAGCAGCAGCAGCUGCUGCUGCUGCUGCGUCUAGUGCUGCCCCGUGUGUCCGCCAAGCAGCGGCGGAGGCCGAAGCAGCUGCAACAGCAGCAGCAACAGCAGCUGUAGCAGCAGCAGGCUCGCUUCCGCUUGCAGCUGUAUCUGCAGCUUCUGCUGCAGCAGGACUUCAGGCGCGGCGGCUGCUGCACCGAGUUGCUUUGCUGCUGGAGGAGCAGCAGGGAAGCAACUCGCUGGAAGCUGCUGCCCGCCUCUGUUUGCUGCACGCAGCUGCUGUCUGGUUGCAGCUCCUUGCGCAGCAGCAGCAUCAACAACAGCAGCAGCAGCUGCUGCUGCUGCAGCAGCUGACGGACUCUGCGGGGAGCUUUCCUCAUUGGUUGCUGCAGGCUGUUGCAGCGCUGCAGCAGGAGCUUGCAGCAGCAGCUGAGCCGUGGCAGCGCAUUGCGCAGCAGCAGCAACAGCAGCAGCAGCAGAAGAAGAGCAGCAGGACAAAGUUGCAGCCAGAGAACCAGCUGCAGCAGCUGCAACUGCUGCAGCAGCUGCAGCCGUCUCUCAGUCCUAUCGUGUGCAGCGCAGCAACGCUGCAGCAGCAAUACCGGGCCCUAAACACAGCAGCAGCAACUUUGCUGCCUUCUGCUUCCAGCCUUCAGCAGCAGCAGCAGCAGCUGCUCCAGCAGCAGGUUGGAGUUGAGCCGCAUGCGCCGCCGCUUGCUGCUCUCUCUCGCGUUGCUGCUAUGGCUGCUAAGUGUGGGGUGCUGCUGCAGCAGAUGCCGGGGUGUACGCUCACGUUGCCUCCUGUGCUGUCGCUGCUGCUGCUGCCUCUAACAGCUGCAGAGACACUCCAGCUGCCGCAGGUUUUGCUGCUGCGUGCUUCUGAGGAGGUGCUGCCGCUGCCACCCUCGCCCACCUCCAUGCAGCAGCAGCAGCAGCAACAGCAGCAGCAGCAGCCAGACUCGAUGGAGCAGCAGCAAGGCCUGGUUGCUGACGUGUGGGGUGGCAGUGACUGCAGCAAACCUGAAGACAUCACCGAGCUGCAGCUCCCCAUAGUAGAGGAGGAGCAGCAACUGCAGCAAAGAAGGACACGCCCAGUGUCUCCUUGCCUCGAUCCAGAAGUCUGCCUUCUCACCGCUGCUGUCAGCAGCAGAAACGGCGGCUCGGCUGCUAUCUUGUUGCUGCUGCCGCUGCAGCAGCAAAUUUUUUCUGACUUGCAGCAGCAGGCGCAGCAGCAGCAGCAGCAGCAGAUACUCUUGCUGCUGCUUGAGUGUAAAUAUAACGUUGAGGCACUGCUGUGUUUGCAGGGGGAGGCAAGCGGUCCUUCGCAAGUACUGCAGCAGCAGCAGCAGCAGCAACACCAUCAACAGCAGCAGCAGCAACAGAGGAGGAUGAAUAGGUGGGAUGAGUUGCUGCAGCACCUGGACAGACAGUGGAGGCGUUCGAAUUCCUGCAGCUCUUCGCUGCAGCCCGGGGUUGCUGCUGCCGAUUCUGCUGCUGCUGCUGCUACUGCAGCUCCCACAGCAGCAGCAGCAGCAGCAGAACGAGUAGAGACGCAGCGGCUAUUUGCAGCCCUGCAGCAGCAGCUGGAGUCUCUAGCCGUCAUGCUGGGCCCGCAGCGAAUACCCCCAGGAGUGCUGGCGUUCCUGCACAAUCGACUAAACGAAGAGGCUGGGGGUCUUGCUGAAUUACCGCUGCUGCUGCUGCAAGGAAGUCUAGAAGCAGCAGUGUCUCUGCUUGAGAAGCACAUAGCAGCAGCAGCAGGAGCAGCAGAACCUGCAGCAGGAGCAGCAGCAGCAGGAGGCAGUGCAGCAGCAGCAACAGCAAAUGGAUCCUUGCAAAAGCAGCAGGAGGCGAGAAGAGAGCUGCAAAUACAUGCAGCAGCGAUUGCACAGCUACGAACGGCGGUGGUGCAGCAGCAGCCGCUGCUGCUGCAGCGUUUAGACAAAGCCCUGAAGCAGGCAGGGGAGCUGGAUGUGGCGGAUGCUGCUGCUGCUGCUGCUGCUGCUGCUGCUGAUUGCUGCAACAAAGCAGCAGCAGCGCCAGUUAGCUGCGAGCAUUUUGAUGUUAGCCUCUCGACGCAGCAGAAGGGGGUCUAG
Molecule: messenger RNA, 7608 nt
Organism: Eimeria acervulina
Lineage: Eukaryota; Apicomplexa; Conoidasida; Eucoccidiorida; Eimeriidae
Exons: 13
Coding region: 1-7608 (2535 amino acids)
Biological process (GO): regulation of transcription by RNA polymerase II
Cellular component (GO): SWI/SNF complex; nucleus
Molecular function (GO): transcription coregulator activity
Source: RefSeq, a predicted model, not a curated record